UUUUGACGUAUUGUGUCCUCCACUAUAAUCCACUUCGUAGAUUGAGCAAUGGUGUAGUUGAAUUAUAAAUAAAAUCUAUUUCCGCUAAUUAGAUUUUCGCGACACGUCUAUCAUUUACUCUCGUAACGCGCCAGCUUUCACCAAAGACUUAAUUCGAAAUUCAAAAUGACGCUCGAAGGGAACAAGGACGAAGCUGAGAAAUGUAUCGAUAUCGCGCAGGCAGCAUUUUCUGCGGGGAAUACGGAGAAGGCUGAGAGGUUUCUGUUGAAAGCUGAGCGCUUGUAUCCCACGGCGCGUGCUAAGGAGCUGUUGACGCGGGUGCGGGCCGCAGGGAGCUCGGGAGGUCGCAAGACUCCGCCCCGAAGGGAGCCUGCUGAAGAAGUGAGGAGACGUAAGGCUCCUACCCACCAGGCGCCGCAGCGCGAGUACACGACAGACCAGCUGGAGGCCGUGCGCCGGAUUAAUACCAAAUGCAAGGAUUAUUACGAAAUUUUGGGCGUGACAAAGGAGGCGACGGAUUCGGACAUCAAGAAGGCGUACAAGAAGCUGGCGCUCCAGCUCCACCCCGACAAGAACCAGGCGCCCGGAGCCAGCGAGGCCUUCAAGGCGAUCGGCAACGCGGCGGCCGUGCUGACGGACCCCGAGAAGCGCAAGCUGUACGAGGCGCGCGGCGAGGAGCCCCCCGCGCACGCGCACGCGCACGCGCACGCCGCGCAGCACCAGUACUACGCGCGCGGGUUCGAGUCCGACCUCACCGCUGAGGAGCUCUUCAAUAUGUUCUUUGGCAAUGCGGCGUUCCCGGGCGCGGGCGCGGGCGCGGGCGGCGUGUACUCGCGGCGGCGCGCGCGCUCGCCGGAGCAGCGCGAGCACGCCGGCCUGCUGCAGCUGCUGCCCGUGCUGGUGCUCGUGCUGCUCUCCAUGAUGAGCGGCUUCUUCAUCAGCGAGCCCGUCUACUCGCUGCAGCCCAGCUCCAAGUAUCCCGUGCCGAGGGAAACUGUCAGCCUUAAGGUGCCGUACUAUGUGAAGGACAACUUCCACACCGACUACCAAGGCUCGCUCCGACGACUGGAAAUGGCUAUAGAGGAGGAAUACAUAGUGGGGCUGCGGCACGCGUGCCAGCGCGAGCGCAACUACCGCGACAGCAUGGCGUGGAAGGCGCGCAACUUCGGCGACUCGCGCCAGUACGCGGACGCCCAGAAACUGCGCACGCCAUCUUGCGAGAAGCUUCAACAGUUCCACCGAUAGAGGGCGCCGUUGUCAACUUGUUUUAUUUUAUAUAGAUGGCGCGGUUAUCGAUCAUAACAUGUAUUUAUUUUGGGUCUCUAUUGUUUCCCAAAUAGUUUAAUCGUAAUCAUAAUAAUCAUUUAUUUAUUUCUUGAAUGCGGUACAAUAAAGAUGUAAAAAACAAUUUUUGAACAGCACAUCCUGCCUGAAUAGGCAUAGAAAUAUUGAAUAUUACCUAUAACUAUUAUGACUAGAUUCUUAUGACCUACCGUGCAGCAUGCAAAAGUAAUACAGCCACGAUCUUUAAAUACUACAUUAUAUUAUAAAAUAUGCGGUAUAUAGUUUAAAAAUUCUUUCAAUGAGUAAAAAGCAUUUUGUACCAAAAAGUCCAACAAAUAAAAAAAAAUUAAAUAAAAAUCAUAAUGUAUAGUUUGUCCGAAUUUUCGUUAGUCAUAAUUGGUUUUUCUCAGAAACGCGUAACUUUUCAGGAUUGCCAUAAAACAUACCUAACCUAACCUAUCUAUAGAAUAACCUUACGAAAAUCCUGAAAAGUUAACGGUUUCAGUUUUAUGACUACCGAUAAUAUGACAAACAAUACAUUAUGACUUAAAACUUUAUAUAAGUAUGGGAAACAAAGGGACCCCAUUUAUUAACUUCACAUCUAAAAUGACUCGGAGCACUUUUCAAACAGUUCUUAGCGCGUUGUUAUAUAUAAUAUAUGUUACGUUAACGAAAUGCGUCUGACAUUUUAAUGCUUUCAAAUAAUGUUUUAGCCAGGUGAGGGGCAGACUUUUCACAUUUCACACUUUUAUUGGUAAAAAUUAAUACAGAUUUUUCCACGUCAUAAUACAGCAUAAUUUAAGAUUUAACUUAAAUUUACGGUAGAUAUAAUACAAUUUCAAAAUGUCCAUUAUGUGUGGUACAUGUCAAAACAAAUAAUCAAAGAAUUAUAUUUUAAAUUGAUUU
Cydia splendana is the source of this 2190-nucleotide messenger RNA. RefSeq names its product dnaJ homolog subfamily B member 12 (gene DnaJ-6). Gene Ontology annotation, molecular function: Hsp70 protein binding. Bases 166 to 1245 code for a protein of 359 amino acids. NCBI's taxonomy places the organism in Eukaryota, Metazoa, Arthropoda, Insecta, Lepidoptera, Tortricidae. The record is from RefSeq and is a predicted model, not a curated record. Gene Ontology annotation, cellular component: endoplasmic reticulum membrane. Gene Ontology annotation, biological process: cellular response to misfolded protein. The transcript has 6 exons.